Molecule: messenger RNA, 1409 nt
Organism: Xiphophorus maculatus (southern platyfish)
Lineage: Eukaryota; Metazoa; Chordata; Actinopteri; Cyprinodontiformes; Poeciliidae
Gene: mansc4
Product: MANSC domain containing 4
Exons: 3
Coding region: 1-1173 (390 amino acids)
Source: RefSeq, a predicted model, not a curated record
AUGAAUGCCACAUGGGGUCUCCUGGCGGUUUUGAGUCUGGUGUGCCACACUGAGUCGAUGUGCUCGCCGACCUCCUACUACAAGAACUGCUGGAUCCGUCGGUUCCCGGGGAUCUUCAUCGACAUCGAGGAGUCUCAGAGAAGAGGAGCGCAGCUGCUGAGGUCCUACCCGGAGGAGACGGCGCUGAAAUGCAGCCGCAGCUGCUGCCUCACCAGAAACUUUUCUUGCAAUCUGGCCAUAUUUCACUUUGAUACCAUACAAGAGAAUGUGAACUGCGUCCACAUGCACUGUCCGACUCUCGAGAGUUGCAUUCUGAGUCACAGGGAGAACGUUGUCCUCUACAACGUCACGAAGGGUGUGGAUCCUGAUCUGUUAGUGUUUGGGAAACACUUUACCUCCAACGUCCGCGUGCUACCCCACCACUACAGCAGAGUGAACGCCUCAGAUCCGCUGCCCUCAGACAAGCGAAACUUCAUCCAUCCGCCUCCUCAUCCCGUGCGGCCUCGCACCGCCGCACCCUCUGUGAAGCCAUCCAUUCCACCGACUGAAGCGGACACCACCACCACGCAGCAGAGCACCCGUCAACUCACAACCGAUUCCACAACUAAAUCAGCCUUCACCGGACAAACCUCCCCAUCCUCCGACAAUCAUGUCCAAACAACAAUCCUGACGACCGCUGCAACAUCUGCUGAGUCCAGCAUCACCACAUCAAACUCCAUUACCUCUCCAACCUCCGUUGACCUGGAGACGCCUCCGGGGUUAUCUACAACAACUGCAAAACCCUUCACAUCCAUCCCAGCCACCGCCGUUCAUAAGGUGACCAGCAGCGCUUCAGCGACCACAAUUCUCCCGAGUGAGACAGAGCACAGCAGCAACAGCAGCAUAGACGUCACCGCCGGGGGGAACUACACCGCAGGCGGCGAUGAAGGUCAGGAAGUCGGUGAGGACGACACUGUGGAAGAGCUGGGGUCUGGGUGGCAUGUGGCUGCGCACACUCUACUGGUUGCUGUGGCCAUUUGCGUCACACUGCUGCUGAGCUGCUGCUGCUCUGUGCUGCUGGUGGUGAGCUGGAGGGGCCAGAGGAAGAGGAUGGGCCGCUAUCGCACAUCGUGGAGAGGGAAGCGAGCUUCCAUGCGUCUGAUUAAGUAUGUGCUGGUGAAAGAGAACUCCUGAAACACAGAACUGGUACUUCCUGUUAUUGUUUUGUAGGAAGAAAUGAGGUGAUGCUAAACCGCAGUAGGCAUGGGCCUCCUAAUAGUAUCAAAAGUAUUUCAGACUUCUUAGAAGUUACCAAACCGCUACAAUUUAACAGGAUGUGAACAUUUUUUUUGGCUGCGUGGAGUGACAUAUUAUCACACUGCAUCAACAUUUUGUGAACUGCUGGUCAGCUAGCUGAAAACCGCAUACCA